Gryllus bimaculatus (two-spotted cricket) is the source of this 1497-nucleotide messenger RNA. NCBI's taxonomy places the organism in Eukaryota, Metazoa, Arthropoda, Insecta, Orthoptera, Gryllidae. The record is from the annotation of a GenBank genome assembly.
GUGGCCCGCACCCUGCUGGAAAAGGGCGCCGACCCGAACUCGCGCAGUCGCGCGGGCAACCCGGUCAUCUUCCUGGCGGUGGACAUGCACAACGUGGAAGUGGUGACGCUCCUGCUGCGGCGCGGCGCGCAGGCCAACACGGUGAACAUGCGCGGCGAGACGCCGCUGCAGCGCGCGGCAGGCGCCGGGCGCGUGGAGGUUGUGGAGGCGCUGCUGCGCGGCGGCGCCGACCCGCUGCUGCGCACCAAGGCCGGGCGCAGCGUGCUGCUGGAGGCGGCGUCGGGCGGCCACCCGGAGAUGGUGUGGGCGCUGGCGAGCGCGGUGCCCGGCGCGGUGCGCGGCGACGCCGGCGCCGAGGCGCUGCGCUGCGCCGUGGAGGAAGGACGGCCGGCGGUGCUGCGCGCGCUGCUGCACGUGGGCGCCGACCCCAACACGUGCUACCACAAGGACUCGACGGCGCUGCACCGCGCCGUGCAGUGCGGCCACGCCGACUGCGUGGCGGUGCUGCUGGAGGAGGGCGCGGACACGGAGGAGCGCGACGUGAACGGCUACACGGCGCUGCACCUGGCGGUGCAGCGCGACGACGCGGCGGCGGUGAGCGUGCUGCUGGAGGCCGGCGCCGACCCCGCCGCGCAGCGCCAGCUCGGCACCUACCGCUUUGGCUCUGCCGCCGCCGAGUUCGCGCGCUCCGAGGCCGUCCCCUUCAAUGCAGAAAACAGCCAAUGCAUUUGCUUGUAUAUCGCCUAGUGCAUCAAACAAUAUAUAUAUAAUAUUCCAAAUGUGUAGUAUGUACGAAACUUCUUUUGUGUAUUGAAUAGAAUGCUUGAUAUUUUUUCAUUACAAACAAAUAGGUUUAAUUGAUACUCAAUUCUGUUAUUGAGGCAUUCCAUUGUAACGGGCGUCACCUUGCUCUUUCAAAGUCACUUUUUGUUUCUUGAUUUUGGAAAUUACAAUAUUUAAUUUUCAGAAACAGGAUUUACUUUAAACCCAUCGUACAUAAUAUUAAAAUAUAUUUUUUUUAACGGAUAUGUCAUACUCUCGAAAAAAGUUACACUAACGGGUGUAGUAAAGUUUUGAUGGAGGUUGCUUCAAACACGUAUCAAUCUCUGCAAAGUGAAACGCAGAAUGUUUACGAAAACUCGCCACUCAGUGUGUGAACACCAUUUGUAUUUAAAAUGAUGGGAAGGAAUUCUGGAACUCAAGAAAACGUGCACGGACGAUCGUCUCCCCCACCCGUCACAUACAGUUUUUACUGUCUUUUGACUAAAUAAAUCGAAUAAAUAUAUAAAUGAAAAGCAAUUAGCAUUACGGUAUUACGUACUUGGGUUCUCAUUUUUGUGUUACAAUCACAUUAGAGUAUUUUUUACCGUAUGCAAUUGUUAUAUUUUUGUUAGAACAUAAUUACAUACUGAAAUGUGUAGAUUAAACAUCAAAAUCCAAUUAUCGAUUUCUUUACACCUAUUUUUGGAAUGUUUGAUAAAUCAACGCUGGGUUUUG